UUGUCGCGAACCGUAUUGCUUGCUCUUGCUGUGCGUGUGUAGCGUCUGUGUUACAUCAAGUGUGUAUUGUGUAACUGCCGUCCGUCACUCAUCCUGUCGUCAACCAUCACGUGAAACAGCAGACAGAACACAGGGAACGUUGCGAGUUGUAUCAAGAACCCAAAUUUGGCGAGGGCUUGGAAGUACUUUUGAGUUCCUUUUGAAACUUACUUGAAGAGUUCCAACGAACAGCAACCAACAGAAAAAAAAACACACAGCACAGUGAAAAUGUCUCUUGUUCGUCAAAACUAUGCCGAGGAAUGCGAGGCUGGCGUCAACCGUCAAAUUAAUCUUGAGCUCUAUGCGAGUUACGUUUACUCCUCAAUGGCUUUUCACUUUGACAGAGAUGAUGUAGCUCUGCCAGGUUUCCACAAGUUCUUCAAGAAACAGUCUGACGAAGAGCGGGAGCAUGCUGAGAAACUGAUGAAGUACCAGAAUAUGAGAGGGGGGAGAAUUCUACUCCAGGAUAUCAAGAAACCUGACUUGGAUGAAUGGGGCACUGGUUUGGAUGCAAUGACGUCUGCUCUGAAGCUGGAAAAAAGUGUGAACCAAUCACUGCUUGACCUGCAUAAGAUUGCUGACAGCAAAAAUGAUGUUCAACUGGGAGACUUCUUGGAGGGUGAGUUCUUGAAGGAACAAGUGGAGUCGAUCCGUGAGAUCUCGGACUUUGUGACACAACUGACCAGAGCGGGGUCAGGCCUGGGAGAGUACACCUUUGACAAGGAAACUCUGCAAGAGCAGGAGUAGCCUGAGGAGUGAAUGUACCUCAUGUUGUUGUUGGGCUGAUCCAUGUGAGCUCUGUAGUUUGUGAGCUAAGAAAAAGUGUGAGGAGUUUUUUUGGUUUUUUGAUAACCAGAGUCUUAUAGCAUCUGUGUGUUUUAGCAUCUUUGCAAUGAAGAUUGUGACGGUUCUGGGUUUAUGACUUAACUACUGCACGACCAUUCUCUCAGAAAUACCAAAUCUAAACCAAGUAUGACCUCCCUUCUUUGCUCCACUUUUCUUUCAAAAGAUGUACAAUAUCAUGUCUCUUUCUUGUGCUUCCUAUGUAGUCUACUACUACUCCUUUUCUUAACUGUUAUCAGAACCUUAGUUUGUUGUGCUGAGGAAUGUGGCUGUUGUUCUACCGACAUGUGAGCUACACGUCCACUCAUAUGACUCCUGACUGAAUUCUUUCGAACUGGCUCAUUGUUUGAUCUGUUAUAGUAGUACCGUACUGCGAGAAAGACGAAUAGCUCACGGUUUUGUUAGUGAGUUGUGGACAAUUACAGUAACAGAAGCACAAUUAAAUAAUUAUGUUACGAUGGUGCAGUAGACUUUUUAUUUUCAUAUUUCACUACUCGCAGAUAAAACCAUUGGCCAACUGUUUUGAUGCAGUGGGGUACUAUGAUUAAAUUGGAAUCUAUCUGUAUUUGACUGGUGAUUAUUAUAUAUAUAUUUUUAAAAUUGUUUUCAAUGUGUGAAGGGUUGUAUCUGUAUUGGUGUCAUGCAUGGCUGUGCUAUGGAUAACUUCACCGUGAGUCCUGGUUCAGUUUGUCUUGUCUUGAAUGUUUUGUUGUAUUUGGAGUUCUCACUCUGCUGCUCCCACUUGGUUGUUAGGAUUGGAGGCCCCGCCUCUCUGAGUAGUUCAUCUUGUUGAUUUCUGUUGAAAGGGGUUUUUUCCUGGAACUGUGCAAUUCCAUACCUGUGUGCUAAGAUAUUUUUUGGACUACCUAAUUGAAUGCUUUUGAGAAAAGAUACCUAAAUGUUUUCACUUCAGCUGCAGGGAUUUUUUAAAUUGUCAAGAUAUCAUCGCCCUUGCAAUAAGACUAGUUAACCCACAAAAUAUAAACAUUUUCUAAAUUUGACAAAUGGAUUGCAAAUUAUCCAUUUCAUAUUUUCACACUAGGUUGCUGGAUGAGGAAACCUAAUGAGUUUUUUGCUCCACCUGUAAACUUUACUAUGCUGGAGUUACCCAGUCAUAUUACAAGAAGAGGGAUGAUAUGGUGCAUUCUGUUUUCAGUAUCAGUCGAUUCCUCAGUGCCAUAUUGUUACUGAAAAAAUAAGUGCACUGCCAGGUAUUUACAGUUUGGAGUAAUUAUAGCAUGACAUUUUACUCUUUCUUUGUUUUCUUUUUAGUACUGAAUAAGUAUUAAUUUGUUUUGAAUACCAUAUUUAUUUUUGUGGUUGGUAUUUUUGGUGCCAUUGAAGAGUGUUCCUUCUAUCUUUUGUGAUUCUUUCAUAGAGCAAUAACUGUUGUGUGUUGGGAUUGCAUAUCACGUAGAUUUCUAUUUAGGAUCGAAAAACUUACUGUUCAAACUUUAUUUUACUGCAUUCGUUUUGUAUGUUUUUGUUUAUUUUUUCUGAAAAUUUUCAUUUGUCACAUAUAGCAAAUAAUUAAUUUUUUCCUUCAUGCCCUUCAUCACAUUAGUAUUUUAUGUGGCAAGGUUUUGCUUUGUGACUAGGAAGAUAAUGGUAAUGAUAAUAAUGAUAAUGAUUAUAAUUUGGGUACCAAUGAUGAUGAUGAUAAGAAUAAUAUCACAAGUAAUAAUACUGUUAGUAAUGAUAGUUAUGAUAAUGGUUGUAACAGGAACAAUGAAUGAAUACAGGAAUAAUAACGGUAGUAAAAGAUCAUUUUAUCACAGUCAUGACAUUCCAAACAAUAAUAAGUAAAAAAGGGGGCUGCAAAAGAGAUAAUAUUGAAUUAGCAUAAGAAGAAAGGUACAGUGUCUAGAGAGGAUCAUGAUCUCAUCCGUCAAGUGUGUUUCCGUGACUCCUGGGGACCACUGGAACUUGUUGUAUCACUCGUGUGUCUUUUGACAUAUAUUUUAGACUGAGACUUUAUUUGAUUCUAUAUAUAUUAAUAUUGAGAGUUACAGGGAUUUACAUUCAUCAAGAGACAGUUUACAUUUCUUUGUUUGUGAGUAUAGGGACUUGGAUGUGUUGUGACAUAAUGAGUUGAAUGUUCUUUGCUUCCGUUUCCCUCGUGUUGAGAGAUGAGAUGAAUCUCAGAUGUUCCUUUGAUUGUUUAACACUAUUAUUGUUAAUGUUAUUUAUUUACCACAUCAGUUAUGAGCAGCAAAAUAUACUAGGCAUUAUUUUGGAAGAGCAGCCUGCAGUGCAGUGUAGCGUUGUGAAAAUGUAUGUCCUCAAAGUUUUAUUAGUGACCUUUUUUGGUCCCUUUUUUGUGUGUUCAGUAUUUAAAUGCAUUUCAGAUUCUGUUUGUAAUGUUUUUCUUAAGUCUGAGGUGAAUGUUAGAUUUGGAAACCCUGCCUCUCAAAAAGCUCAGUUGUGUUGAAAAAGGCAUUAAUCCCAUACACUUACUUUCAGUCAUAUCACUUUUUACUAUAUGCUCUGAAUAUGUUGGAGUUGAUUCUGUGCUAAUGGUAUUUUUGUGUUAUUUGAGUAAACCAUGACUUCAGGAAGUACUUAUUGAUAUUACAUUAUUUUUAGACGUCCAGGGGUAUUGUAGAUUUUUACUUUUGACAAGUAAGUCUGUUCUUUAGAAUCUCAACUGAUUGUGGAGUGGUUUUUCAUUCUUUUUUUCUUUUUUGAGGAAGUGUGUUCUGUGAGUGUGUGCUCCGUGCUAGUUUUUGUCUCCGUAGCUCUCCUUGAAUUUGCUGCUGUUGUCCCAUCUGUUCCUGACCUGUCUUAGUUUACCAGAACUUGAGUGAAAACUGGAAGUUUUUCUGAAUGUUUGAUGGUCUUGACUUGUUUGUGAAUAUCAAGAUUAUAUCAGAAUAAAAUACUACUCUCGUUAUGUUUAGAGUUAUGUUCU
Molecule: messenger RNA, 3793 nt
Organism: Aplysia californica (California sea hare)
Lineage: Eukaryota; Metazoa; Mollusca; Gastropoda; Aplysiida; Aplysiidae
Product: soma ferritin
Exons: 4
Coding region: 268-786 (172 amino acids)
Biological process (GO): intracellular iron ion homeostasis; iron ion transport
Cellular component (GO): cytoplasm
Molecular function (GO): ferric iron binding; ferrous iron binding
Source: RefSeq, a predicted model, not a curated record